GAAAACCGCUUCAUUGAAAGCAGACAGCAGCUUCUCUCCUUUUCUUUCCACUUCACUCUCUCUCUCUCUCUGGCUCUCUCACUCUCUCUUCAUUUCUGAACCUUUGUCCAGAUCUCAGCAGAGGGUAGUGGCGCAGCUCGAGGAGGAGAAUGGCAUGUUAGCAGAGCUCUGAAUUGGAGGUUUGGUGAGCGGAUCUGUUGCGCUUGUGGCAGAAGGUGCCACUGGUUUCGGUUUAUAGAAUCUCGUGAGGAAGGGAAGUGGAAACGGGAAAGCAGGGGAAGCAGAAAUGACGAUCGCAGGGGUACAUGAUCCGUUGCUUGGUGGGAUGACCUGCGGGUCUCUGCUUCAGCAAUUGCAGCAAAUCUGGGAUGAGGUUGGUGAAAGUGAUGAGGAUCGGGAUAAGAUGUUACUUCAGUUGGAGCGAGAUUGCUUGGAUGUAUACAGGCAGAAAGUCGACCAGGCAUUGAUAGCACGGACGCAGCUUCUCCAGGAACUGGCUGAUGCGAAAUCUGAACUCGCCGGCCUGCUCGCAGCUCUUGGAGAGAGGAGCUUUAUUGGCACACCGGAGAAAACUACUGGAACCAUCAAGGAGCAGCUUGCAGCCAUAGCACCAGCACUUGAAGAACUCUGGAAACAAAAGCAGGAGAGGAUCGAAGAAUUCGCUGAUGUUCAGUCACAGAUUCAGAAGAUUUGUGGAGAGAUUUCUGGGAACCUUCACAUUAGUGAUCAGAUGGAAACCCCAAAGGUGGAUGAGAAUGAUUUAUCCCUUAAGAAGUUGGACGAGUUUCAUUCCCAACUGCAGGAGCUUCAAAAAGAGAAGAGUGAUCGUUUGCACAAGGUCCUUGACUUUGUCAGCACAGUUCAUGAUCUUUGUGCUGUUCUGGGGAUGGAUUUCUUCAGUACUAUUACGGAAGUUCAUCCAAGCCUGGACGAUGCUGUUGGCGUUCAAUCAAAGAGCAUUAGCGAUGACACUUUGUCCAAGUUGGCGAGGACUGUAGAGUCUCUGGAAGAGGACAAGAAACAAAGACUUCAAAAGCUUCAAGAGCUAGCGGGACAGCUGUGUGAUCUUUGGAACCUGAUGGACACACCUAUGGAGGAGAGGAGCUUAUUCGAUCAUGUGACAUGUAACAUGUCUGCAUCAGUUGAUGAGGUCACUGUGCCUGGGGCCCUUGCUUUAGACUUGAUUGAGCAGGCUGAGAUGGAAGUUGAACGUCUAGACCAGCUGAAGGCAAGCAAGAUGAAGGAGAUUGCCUUCAAGAAACAAGCCGAGCUUGAAGAGAUAUAUGCACGCGCUCACAUAGAAAUAGAUUCAGAAGCUGCUCGUGAAAAGAUACUUCUCCUUAUUGAUUCUGGGAAUGUUGAUCCUUCUGAAUUACUUGCAGACAUGGAUAAUCAAAUACUGAAAGCUAAGGAGGAAGCUUUUAGUAGAAGAGAAAUAAUGGAGAAGGUUGAGAAGUGGAUGUCAGCUUGUGAGGAAGAGAGCUGGCUUGAAGACUACAAUCGGGAUGAGAACAGAUAUAAUUCCAGUAGAGGUGCUCAUAUAAAUUUAAAACGCGCAGAAAAAGCUCGCAUUCUUGUAAAUAAAAUUCCUGCUCUGGUUGAUACUUUAGUAGCCAAGACACGAGCAUGGGAGGAGGAGAGGGGCAUACCAUUUAUUUAUGAUGGCGUCCCAUUACUUGCUAUGCUGGAUGAGUAUGCAAUGCUGAGGCAUGACAGAGAAGAAGAGAAAAGAAGAAUGAGGCAGGACCAGAAACGAUUCCAUGAGCAACUAGCAACUGAGCAAGAAACCAUUUUCGGUUCAAGGCCAAGCCCCAAUCGGCCUCUUGGCCCGAAGAAGGUGGUUGGGCCGCGUGUUAAUGGGAAUGGCACACCAAACAGAAGGUUAUCUUCUGGUGCUCAGAGUGUACGUUCUGCAAACAAAGACGGAAAGCGGGAACUUAGGCCUGCUGCCCCUGUGAACUACGUUGCAAUUGCCAAAGAAGAUGCUGCAUCUCAUGUAUCUGGGAGUGAACCAGUUCCAGCUUCUCCAUGACAAUGAAUAAGAUUAAUUGUAUUAGAAGUUUUAUGUCCUUUUCUUUUAAUCAUCUGUAGGUUAAGUUUUGGCAGUUUGGAGAAAUGCUUUGAUUGUUGAUAGCUUUUAGAUUAGAGAAGAAAAAGGAAAAGAAAACACAAUUUGUCUGCAAUCAGCACAUCUAUACUUUUAGGGGCGGUUGCUUUUAUAUUGGUAAGCAAACCAAUUAUAUGAAGAAACAAGCUGAAGCAGAAACAGAUUCUGUAUUGAGCCUACUGUGCAAAACCUCAGUACCCUUUUUGGUUUUUCAGAAAUUGUCUAGCCCAUUGAUGAUGUUAAAUUUACUGUGCCUGGUAACUGAGGUUUUGUUUCA
This is a messenger RNA of Nymphaea colorata (pocket water lily), 2384 nucleotides long. Its product is annotated as 65-kDa microtubule-associated protein 1. The transcript has 11 exons. Gene Ontology annotation, biological process: microtubule cytoskeleton organization. Bases 287 to 2032 code for a protein of 581 amino acids. Gene Ontology annotation, molecular function: microtubule binding. NCBI's taxonomy places the organism in Eukaryota, Viridiplantae, Streptophyta, Magnoliopsida, Nymphaeales, Nymphaeaceae. The record is from RefSeq and is a predicted model, not a curated record. Gene Ontology annotation, cellular component: cytoplasm; spindle.